UGUCAACCCCAACCCCAACUGUCAAGUCAAGCAAGAUUGCCUUGCCAAAAAGUCUAGUCAGUCAAGUCAAAUCAUGUGUUUUGUAUACUGUACAGUGAUGUAUUGAUGGAAUAUUGAAGUGAUGUCAUGUCCAAAACCAAACAGAAACUAAGAUAAUAAUAGUAAAAUAGUUUGAACUUCUAUGAACCAGUGUUUUCGUACCGUACAUCAUAUUAUGUAAACGAACAUUUCUGCUGAUCAAGCUAUAAUAUUAUCAUUUUAAAGCAAAGUAGGCUAAUUCAUUAAUCAAGAUGUGGUUUCUUUAUCUUCUUAGUUGGAUAGCUCUUCUUGUGCAAAUUUCCUUUAUAACUGUAUCUUUGGCUGCUGGCUUAUACUACAUUGCAGAACUAGUUGAAGAGUACACAGUAUUAUCGAAAAAAAUAAUAAGAUGGAUGACAGUUACUACUCUAAGCAUCUACCUGGGAUUCUUGCUGUUUGAAGAUUUGCCCACUUCCAUGAUAGUUUGCGGACUGCUUGCUCAGGUCGCUCAUCUGUUGAUUCUUCAGACAUUUCCCUAUGUCUCCCUGUCUUCACCAUCAUUCAUAUUUGCUGUGAUCUUGCUUCUAGUCAACCACUACCUAGCGUUUAAAUACUUCAAUAGUAUUUAUCACUCAUUUUCUGAGGUGAUGGCAUACUUCACACUCUGCCUUUGGCUUGUACCAUUUGCCCUGUUCGUCUCAUUGUCAGCCAAUGAAAAUGUUCUACCAACAAUAUCAGAAUCAACACCUUUACUGGGUGGGGACAAUGAUGUGGUGACAAAUUAUUUUUCAACCCGCAAUAAAAAAUAUGGAUUGCUCACAUUUUUUAACUACGCCAAAGACUCAAUACUUCCUCAAAGAAGCAAGAAGACUUUUUAAAUAGGUUUUUCUUAGUGUGUAUAUACUCCCUCUAUCACCAUGUGAUAUUGUACUUUGUUGUGUAUAUAUUAUCGUAAGGUGUAUUUUUAUUUUCAGUUGUUCGAUUGUAGCUUUGACCCUUAUUAAAAACAAGACAUUAUCUAUACAAAA
This is a messenger RNA of Macrosteles quadrilineatus (aster leafhopper), 1046 nucleotides long. Its product is annotated as protein TEX261-like. The coding region runs from base 291 to 896 and encodes 201 amino acids. Gene Ontology annotation, biological process: endoplasmic reticulum to Golgi vesicle-mediated transport. The record is from RefSeq and is a predicted model, not a curated record. Gene Ontology annotation, cellular component: Golgi membrane; endoplasmic reticulum membrane; COPII-coated ER to Golgi transport vesicle. The transcript is spliced from 5 exons. Gene Ontology annotation, molecular function: COPII receptor activity. NCBI's taxonomy places the organism in Eukaryota, Metazoa, Arthropoda, Insecta, Hemiptera, Cicadellidae.